Patiria miniata (bat star) is the source of this 3120-nucleotide messenger RNA. RefSeq names its product radial spoke head 10 homolog B-like. The record is from RefSeq and is a predicted model, not a curated record. The coding region runs from base 51 to 2786 and encodes 911 amino acids. Lineage: Eukaryota; Metazoa; Echinodermata; Asteroidea; Valvatida; Asterinidae. The transcript is spliced from 18 exons.
CGUUGCGGGCGCUGUUUGAUCUAUGGCCGAUCGUCUGCACUGGGACGAAAAUGGCUUCCAAAGGGAAAGGCAAAGCGAAAAAUACUAAAAAGGACAAAAUUGUUGAAGAAUUACCACCAGCACCAGAGGAGAAGAAAGAAGACGAAUCAGAGGAGAAGCAAGACGAGGUCGGAACGGAGGAAGGGACAGCAGAGGAGCAAGAACCGCCUAAAGAACCGACACCUCCACCCGAAUAUGACGAACCAACUCUGGCGGAAUUGAUCGUUGAAAGUUUUGAAGGUGAAAAGGUCCGAGGUUUGUUUGAUGGCGAAGGAACAGCUUACUUCAGUGGCGGCCAUGUAUAUCAGGGGCAGUUUUCGCAGGGUUUGAUGCAUGGCAAAGGAGUGUACACAUGGAGCGAUGGCGUUAGAUACGAGGGUGAUUUCAAUAUGAAUGAAAUCACAGGCAAAGGGCUGUACACCUGGCCAGACAAGAGCACUUAUGAAGGAGAAGUCUUGAAAGGCCGACGACACGGACAAGGAAUGUUUAGGUGCACGUCAACACCGUCGUCGUACACCGGCCAGUGGAACAACGGCAAAAGACAUGGAACUGGUAUUAUCCGCUACGACCUAGACGGCUUGUCAUUCUACGAAGGCGACUGGGUGACCGACAUGCGGCAGGGGUACGGCGUCCGGCGGUAUCGCAGCGGUAAUGUGUACGAGGGCGAAUGGAUGGCCAAUAACCGCCACGGCCAGGGCAUCAUGAGAUGGGUAGACUUGGACCAGUCCUUCAACGGGCAGUGGGUCAACGGUGUGCAGAACGGCCACGGAGAGCACACCUGGUACCUGCGCAGGUUGCCCGGUUCCCAGUACCCGCUACGCAACCAGUACAUCGGUGACUUCCAUCAGGGCUUGAGGCAUGGCUACGGGGUCUUCCUGUAUGCAAACGGUGCCAAGUUUGAAGGGGAGUGGGUGGAGAACAAGAAAUGCGGACGGGGGUUGUUUACGUUCAAGAACGGUCGUAUUUUCGAGGGAGUUUUCGUGGACGACAGAAUGGCAGAGUACCCAGCCUUUAGCAUGGACGGCAACAACACGCCUGACAUCAGCAACAUCAGAACAAGGACACCGGAUCCGUCUGGCCCAGGGUUGGGGGAUAUAACAUCCCGCAGUGAUGCCAGUCGCAACACUUUAGGCCCUAGCCUAACCCUGGAGUUGGACCACCUACUGAACGACUUCAGUGAGAACGACAGAGAGGAAGAAAUCAGACAGGUAAUGUUUGUGGUUUUGCGUCACAUCACGACCUUCAAGAAAGUCUACAAUUUUUACGGCAGUCUUGGUCACGACGCAUCUCCUGAUAACACAUUCAUCAUGACCAGGCUGCAGUUUUGGCGAUUCUUGAAAGACUGUCAGUUCCACUAUAACGAUCUAACGCUGACAGAGAUGGAUAGAAUUUUAGCUCCCAAUAAGACUGCCACAGACAUCCACAAUCCUCUGGACAAGCUGCUCAUGAGAGAGUUCCUGAACAAUCUGAUCACACUGUCCUACCAGAUCUACCAGGAGGAAUGCACGAGUGAGAGCGGCACGGUGCUUUCAUGGUGUCUGUCCAAAGCCAUGACGGACAACAUCGUGCCGGCAGCCUGCGACGUGCAGGGGACGUUCCUAUACGAACCACGGAGAGCCGUCAAUGCGCUGGGAUACAUGGACAAAUGCUGGGAGAUCUACUGUUCAGUCUCUUCUCCAAACAAGCACAUACCUUACGAGCCAACCCUGAAGAUGCGACAGUUCCUGUACAUGCUGAAGGACUACCGACUCAUCAACGACAUCUUGACUCCCAAGAGAAUCCUGGAAGUUUUGGCAGCCGACGAUCCGGGGGCCUACGAUGCUCACGAAUGCAACCUGGAGCUGGAGAUGACUUUCUUGGAGUUCUUCGAGGCACUGAUAGGCUGUGCCAUGAUCUACGUGACAGAAGACAUUGUGAAGGACCCUUCCACUCCGAGACCUAGUACCGUCAUAUCCCAUACUCAUAGUAGCUUCAGUGCGACCACUGCUGCAUCAGCUUCAAGGGCUAGCCAGCCACUUGAUGACAGUGAGGAGCAGGGUACCACCGGUCCCGGUUCCCCGCAUCACACGGGAGUGACGUCAGAAUCCAUGUCGCCCGGGCCUAGGGUUGCCUCAUCCACCGAUGCAACCAAUAAGGGAUCAGGGUUGGAGCUAUCUGCUGCAAAAGUUGAGGUUCAAGGUUCUGUAGCGACAGGAAGUCAGCAUACAGACGUUGGCCUAGACCCCAGUAACACCAACGUGGACCCGAAGGCAUUAAAAUCAGAUGCCUUGGGUCUGGCUGCAUCGUCCCACAGUGGUCCCGGAGCCCCCUCCAUUGGAGGAGAGGAAACACAACAACCACACCUGCUCCAGUCCAUGCUGUCCAUGGGGGCUGAACAGAACGAAAUGCCCGAAGAGGAGCCAGAAGAAGACAUGGAUGAGGAGACGAGGCAGUUCAACUUCUGGACCCAUCAGAUUCACAUCUUCUUCAUUCGCAAACUCUUCCGAGCUCACGAGCACAUGAACAAACUCGAGGAGACCAAGAAAAUCCUGCAGACGGAGAAAGAGGCGGCCACUAUAGAAGCCCAGCACCAGCGCGAGAAGAGGAUCGCAGCCUAUGAAGCUGCUCGUGAGGCCGAACGGCUAGCUGAGGCUAAGGCUAAGGAGCUCGCCGCAGCAGCAGCAGCAGCUGCAGCUGAGUCUAAAGACGUGGAUUUGGACAGUGGCAGCUCACAGGAAACCAUACCAUCACCUACUAAGGGGAGAUAAACCUCUACAGGUGCCCAGCGUAUAGGUGUCCUUUUUAGAAGGUAGCCAUUUCAAAGGUGCCAUUUCAAAGGUGUCAAUUUAAAGGUGACCAUUUCAAAGGUGAUUAUAUAUUAAGGUGACCAUAUAAAAAGGUGCCCAUUUUAAAGGUGUCCAUUUUUAAAGGUGACCAUUUCAUAGUUGCCCAUUUUAAGGUGACCAUUUAAAGGUGACCAUUUUAAAGGUGAUAAUUUUAAUGUUGACCAAAUUUGUAGUGCCUUGGCCCAUGUUAUAGUUUUGUCCAGCAUUCAACCAUAGCAGCAAUGCUCUGACAAAUUUCGAAGGCACCUUUUAGCAA